Molecule: messenger RNA, 1686 nt
Organism: Aspergillus chevalieri
Lineage: Eukaryota; Fungi; Ascomycota; Eurotiomycetes; Eurotiales; Aspergillaceae
Product: putative alpha/beta hydrolase
Exons: 2
Coding region: 1-1686 (561 amino acids)
Biological process (GO): cardiolipin acyl-chain remodeling
Cellular component (GO): mitochondrial inner membrane
Molecular function (GO): A2-type glycerophospholipase activity
Source: RefSeq, a predicted model, not a curated record
AUGGCGUCGGAAUCGUUGGAUUCAUCGGAAAGUCAUGCCCAUAACCAUGGCCGCCGCGACAGUACUCCGUAUGCAGCUCGAGGUGGUCUGGCAGCGGGUUCGGGUUGGUUUCCCUUAGGAUACAGAGAGGGCUUCAGUCAAUGGUGGGCUAGUAUCCCGGCUGCUGUCGCAGAGCACAAGGUGCUCUCCCAUCUACCGUACUUACAACGCACACCUCCGACACAUCAGCAGACAGGUAAAACGACAGACGCGACGGAUGGGACAGUCGACAGUUUGCAACAUACAGAUACCAGUCAGCAAAGCGAAGUGGCUGCCAGUUCCCUCGGUGAUCCGUACGGUCCCCGUCGAUGGAAGUCCAGCAUGGUCGAGUUGAGCGGCAAGGAUCGCGCGCUCAACGAAUUCUCGGUUGAACGACUCGGGGAGGAGGCUGAUCAACAUUUGGUUAUGCUGCAUGGAUAUGGCGCUGGGCUGGGAUUUUUCUAUAAGAACUUCGAACCGUUGAGUCGGCUCAAAGGAUGGCAACUACAUGCACUGGACAUGCUGGGCAUGGGUCGUAGCACCCGUCCUCCAUUCCGAAUCAAGGCCAAAAAGCGGGAGGAUGCGAUCAAAGAGGCUGAGGACUGGUUUGUGGAUGCUCUAGAGGAGUGGCGCAUUAAGCGCAAGAUCGAGCGCUUUACCCUUCUUGGCCACAGUCUUGGAGGAUACAUGGCCGUAGCCUAUGCGCUCAAAUACCCUGGUCGUCUGAACAAACUCAUCCUUGCCUCACCCGUUGGUAUCCCUGAAGAUCCCCACGCUGUGACUGCUGAGAUGCCAUCAGAGUCGACUCUGCCCAGCGAGGUCACCCAGGAUCAGCAGCGCACGACUACCGCAGCCGUCACCCCUCCUCUCCCGGGGGAACUACAGAAAGGUGAUAACAAUGUGCUUCUCAAGGGCCCCGUGAAUGCUACGGGAGCCGCGGCCACGGCACCAGGCGCUCCACCUCGUCGAACGCUUCCCAAGUGGUUUGCCUACCUCUGGGACCAGAACAUCUCACCUUUCACGCUCGUGCGCUGGGCAGGUCCCUUCGGACCGCGUAUUGUCUCUGGUUGGACGUCGCGACGCUUUUCGCACCUCCCCGCCGAGGAGGCUAAGUCGUUACACGACUACUCCUACUCCAUCUUCAGUCUUCGAGGCAGCGGAGAGUAUGCACUGGCAUACAUUCUCGCCCCAGGAGCAUUCGCUCGCAGUCCUUUGAUCAGACGUAUUCAGGACGUUGGACGACAGAUGAUUCAGCCUUCUUCAUCCUCUCCGAACUGGGAACCGGCCGAAGUGACAGAUGCCUCGCAGGCCCCAUCUCCUGUGCCAGGCGCGAGCCAACCCAAUGAUGCGUCCACAGCCCGUGCCGCUAGCCAGUCUACGCUGGUCAAACGCGAGAACGGCAUCCCAAUCGUCUUCAUGUACGGAGACCACGACUGGAUGGAUGCCGCAGGCGGGCUUGCAGCCAAACAAAAGAUUGAAGAGGAGAGACGACGGAUUCUACAGGAUGCCACCGCGGAAGAACGCAAGGCAGAUAAUGGCUCAGCCAAGGUAGUUGUUAUCAAGAGAUCCGGGCACCAUGUUUACCUCGACGGAUAUGAAGAGUUCAACAAGACGAUCUUGGAGGAGAUGGAGGAUGUUAAUCGGAGGGAGAGAGGUAGGAGACCAUAA